AUGAAGAUCAGUGAGAGGCUCAAGGAGGAGGGGAACAAGCUUUACACGAGCGGGCAGUGGUCGGACGCCGUUGACAAGUACGAGGAGGCCUGCACCUUGAUACACUACUGCUACAGCACCGACCCAGGCUGGCGCAAGAACAACCGCGGCAUCGACGACGACGUGAUAGUCUUCGUCGACGACACCGGCUCCACCGAGGAGGAGGCCGCGCAGCAGCGCCGGCACCGGCUCACGUGUGCGCUGAACAUCGCGGCCUGCAAGCAGAAGCUUGAGAAAUAUGACGAAGUCAUCGUUGCUUGCAACGUCUGCCUGGAGCUGGACCCGCGCAACGUCAAGGCCCUGUACAGGCGGGCCGAGGCACGGAUAAGGCCGUCGAAGGCCACAGCAUACGAUCACGAUCUCGCGAUCACAGAUCUCGCCCGAGCUCAGGAGGCCGAUCCGCAGAACCAGGAAAUCAAGAAGCUCUUGUCGAGGCUGCGGGCCGAGAGGAAGGUUCAGCGCUCCAAGGAUGCAGAGACUUUCACUGGCAUGUUCGAUCGUGGGCAAGUCUAUAGGAAGGAGGACGAGGAAAACUUGGACACUGUCCGUGGGCUGGUGCCGAAGCAAAACGAGGCCGACAUGAGCGCCAUCCAGGAGAGGAUCGAGGGCAUCUCCGACGAUGACCCUCUGGAAAAGCGGUGCGCCGACGCCGAGCUGUUGCGCGACAUGUACAUGCGGAACGGCAAGGAGGAAGAGGCCAGGGAGCUCAACGAGAAGAUUGAGCAGGCGAAGCAGGCGAUCCGCCAGCAGCGGAACCCAGAGCCGGCCCAGCAGCAGAAAGUCGAUUGGAACGCUCCGACGCCGGAGAUGAUCGAGGAUGCGAAGAAGUAUGGCUUGGACCUCACUGACCCCGCGAUCAUCGAAGAGCUGAAGCGGAUGGAGAAGGACGGCAUCCCGCCCGAGGGCUCCGACGACGCUCCCGGCGCGUCGUCCGCUGGCGGGCUGGGCUUCGGCGCGUUCGUGGAUCACCCGUCGAAGAUGCCCGACGGGCCUCCAGUGCCGUGGAUGAGUUACCUGGUGCUUUUCGCCGCCGUCUUCGGCGCGUGGCGGCUGGUGCACGCGGGUCUCCUCCGAUGGGCCGUCCUCCUGGCCUACAGGCGCACGGCUGGCGCGGUGUCGGCGCUCUCCUCAAGGGGCCCCGAGGAGCCUGGCGCGGAAGAGGAGCGGAGCGGCGUCUUCGCGACCGCGUGGCGGAUGCUCUUCGCCAGGGACCGUGAAGAGGACGACGAGGAGCUGUGA
Prorocentrum cordatum is the source of this 1278-nucleotide messenger RNA. The record is from the annotation of a GenBank genome assembly. NCBI's taxonomy places the organism in Eukaryota, Dinophyceae, Prorocentrales, Prorocentraceae.